AUGUUCCCGCGCUCCGUCAGCACGACGGUUUGGUUAAUCUCCUCCAGGCGUAUCACCGUCAGUGUCAUCCGCCCGGAGCAGGCCGACUCCGACAUCAUCAACCUCGAGGUCGGCGGGGACAUGACCGUCGCGCUGCUCAAGGCCAUCGUCGAAAGCGAUACCGGUAUCCCGCCCGCCGCCCAGCAGAUCGUCUACAAUAACCAGCUCCUCGGCAACCCCGAACAGACCCUCGACCAGGUGGGCAUCACGGAGGGUGACAUGCUCGGCGUCCAUGUCACCCUCCGUGGUCCCACGCCCGCCGCCGCACCCAGCGCCAGCGCGGGGGGCUCCAGCGCCGCCCCGCGUCAGAACCUCCCUCCCCGUUCCGGCGUGCCAGACCCGGAGACCAUCCGUCUACACAUCCUGGGGGAUCCACGCGUGCGGGAGGCCGUCCGCAGACAGAAUCCGGAGUUGGCGGAGGCGGCCGAUAACGCUCAGCGGUUCCGCGAGGUGCUGGUCAGGCAGCAGCAGCGGGAAGCCCAACUCGAUGCCGAAAAGGAGGCUCGCAUUGCCAUGCUAAAUGCCGAUCCGUUCAACCCGGAGAAUCAACGCGAGAUCGAGGAGCUCAUCCGUCAGGAAGCGGUGACGGAGAACCUGCACAACGCCAUGGAACACCACCCGGAGUCCUUUGGCCGCGUGACGAUGCUCUACAUUCCGGUCGAAGUCAACGGCCACCGCCUCAAUGCCUUUGUCGAUUCCGGUGCCCAAGUGACCAUCAUGUCGCCGGAGUGCGCCGUCGCCUGCAACAUCAUGCGUCUGGUGGACCGACGGUACGGAGGCAUUGCCAAAGGCGUCGGCACGGCCCCGAUCCUGGGGCGGGUACAUUCCGCCCAGAUCAAGAUCGGCGAGAUGUUUCUGCCUUGUUCGUUCACGGUCAUGGAGGGAAAACAAAUCGACUUGCUCCUCGGUCUCGAUAUGCUCCGGCGGCACCAGGCGUGCAUCGACCUGAAGCGCGGGGCGCUAGUCAUCCAGGAUCAGGCGGUGCCGUUCCUCGGGGAGGCUGAUCUUCCCAAAAGUCUGACCGAGGAGUUUGAGGAUGAGCCCACGGUGAAGGGGGCAGACGGUGCCGAGGUGGGCGCACGCACGGGGGCCGUUACCCACCAAGCGGGCGAGAACGAAUCCUCGUCCUCGGCCGCGGCCCCCAAGAUUAACAUCCGGCCCGCGCCGGCAUCCCGCUGGCCCGCGGACUCGAUCGCCAAGAUUACGGAGCUGGGCUUCACGCGCGAGCAGGCUGUGCGGGCAUUGGAUGCGGCCAAUGGGGACUUGGAUGGUGCCAUUGGAUUUUUGAUCUAG
Messenger RNA from Penicillium riverlandense, 1332 nucleotides. It is a transcript of the gene ddiA, whose product is annotated as putative DNA damage-inducible v-SNARE binding protein Ddi1. The transcript has 2 exons. The coding region runs from base 1 to 1332 and encodes 443 amino acids. Gene Ontology annotation, molecular function: protein binding; aspartic-type endopeptidase activity. The record is from RefSeq and is a predicted model, not a curated record. Lineage: Eukaryota; Fungi; Ascomycota; Eurotiomycetes; Eurotiales; Aspergillaceae. Gene Ontology annotation, biological process: proteolysis.